Messenger RNA from Tachysurus vachellii, 3575 nucleotides. RefSeq names its product chromosome 10 C14orf180 homolog (gene c10h14orf180). Gene Ontology annotation, cellular component: trans-Golgi network; transport vesicle; plasma membrane. NCBI's taxonomy places the organism in Eukaryota, Metazoa, Chordata, Actinopteri, Siluriformes, Bagridae. The record is from RefSeq and is a predicted model, not a curated record. The transcript has 10 exons. Gene Ontology annotation, molecular function: connexin binding. Bases 203 to 1240 code for a protein of 345 amino acids. Gene Ontology annotation, biological process: positive regulation of Golgi to plasma membrane protein transport.
GAUCUCUCCACCCACUCUUUUCAUUCUUCGCUCUUGUAUUUUUUUCAGUGUCUUUUCAUCCCCUGUCCUCUCCACAUGCCUGCAGUGCUAUAUCUUCAUACAUGGCACUGAGAGCUUGUGCAGCUCAGAUGGGAGGUGCAUCUGCUGGGUGCUGCAUGAACGCGUGUGGCCGUGCACAGAGGUGGGUAGUGCCAAGCAAGGGAUGCUGAACGGGGGCCGUGAGGGCCUGUUCGAGCAGGGCAGGCGCUUUCAGCAGGAGGGUGACUCCAGGGCGGCUCUGCAGUGCUUCCUUAGCUGCCUACUGGGGCUGACCCAUGUGCAGAGCUUUCACUCGCUGCCAAACUGCCUGCAUCAGAUUGCUGAGCUCUUCAUCGAUGAGAAGAAUUAUGAGAAAGCACUGCAGUUCAUUCAGGCAGAGAAGAUGUUCUAUGAGGUGGCAUUGAUCGAACUCACGGCUCUACAGAGAAGCACAGGCACUCAGGAGGAAAGUACACUGGGUUCUCCAGGAUGGUUCUCCCAAGAGGAGUUAUCAGCACAGGCCUCGCAGGCCCAGGAUCUUGAAAGGCUGGCCCAGCUUUGCAUCAUGAGUAAAAGACCCCAUCUUGCUUUAGAGUACAGCGGCAAGGCCACAAAAAUACACCAACGAGCAUUUGGUAAUGAUCACCCCAUCACAGCCAGGAGCCUGGAGCUACUGGGCACUGUCUAUGCUGAGAUUGGCAAGACUGAAUACACAGACUCAUUGAGUCAGUACGUGUCAGCUAUGUCAAAAUCAUCCUCAGCCUUUGAGUCAUACAACAGUACACUCAACGGUUUCACCCUCAGUGAUAAAGACUCUGAGCACUUGCACAGAAAAGACCCACAUCUUCCAUCAGACACUUCAAAACCAAAGGUCAUCAACCGUAAGAUCCCCACCUCCAUCCUAAAGAGGACCAACGAACCAUUCUUAACUCAGAGACGGAAAACAGAGCGGCGCGUUCGUUUCAGUGAGCCAGAGAUUACUGUUCAUGACAUUCCGUACUAUGACUCUUUGGGAGGAUAUGACUCGUAUCAGAGCCGACCUCAUCUGGCCCUGCUUACAUGUCUGUUCCUGCUGCUUUCAGCAUUGGGUUUAGCUCUGUACUGCACACACCGCCGACGGCCCCAUCGCGCCUGUGAGGAACUACAGGCAGCACUCGCUGUAUAUCUGCUGCGGUUCAAACAAAUCCUGUGGGGCUGCUGGAUCUGGCUGACCAUGCAGUGAUUAGAUCAGACUACCAGUGGCAUCACUGUUCUCUAGCCAUGCUCCCAUGAAUACAGAAAGCCAAGCAAUGGCACAGCAUAGACUACUGUACAAAGCUGAGACUCAUGGUUUUAUGGAAGAACUUUGGAAUAAUGAGCACUUAACGUAAGACCCUUUAUUUGAUGGUCCCCACUGAAACUGAAAAUGCCUUCAAAAUCCACUUAUGAAAAAUAUGUAAAGAUUUGCACGCCAUCCACAGAUGGCAUUCUUAUGCCCUUUAUGAUUCAAUGCCAUAUUCUUAUUUAAACUGUAAGGUAGAUACAUUUCCAAUUUAUACUGUAUAUACAGUAUAUAUAUAUGCCCUUUGUAGCACUUUUUUUUUUUUUUUUAAUUUUUAAUAAUAUCUGUUCCCACCUAUUCAAAGAAUGCUCAUAGGAACCAUCAAACAAAAUCUUACUGUAUUAAAGCUAGAUUUAGUAUGAAGUUUUCGAUCAUUUUUUAAAUUAAUAUACUGAGUAUGUUGAAUGUCCCACAUAAUUACACAGAUGCACUUUUGCAGCUCUGCUUCUCCAUAAAUCACACACAUCUCACAGAAUAUUUUUUGUAUUUACUGCAGCUGUCCAUAUAGAAUGAUAGAAUGCAAAACUCUAUUAUUUAUUUCACUAUUAAUCCAACAUACUUUGAAUAGUUACACAUGUAAAUAGAAAAUAUUGAUAAGUAAUACAUUUUAUUGUGCAUAGUGUAUUUGAAUGUACAUAGAAUCGCUCAAUACUCAAUAUGACUCAGUUUCAAAUGAUCAGACUUCGGCAUAAUGUUAAGCACAAAUGUUUACUAAAAAAGGGAAAUAAAACUUUCACAGUGUAGCCAGCCAUAUUUUCUGCCAAGUCAGAUUUACUUCAUUAUUCAAAGGGCAUGGAAAUUUUUAUUUUACAAAAGUCCAGAGUAGUUUUGAAUUAUUCCUGUUUCUGUUGAGUUUAUUUUUGCAAGAACCAGCUGGUGUGUGUGUGCGUGUGUGUGCGUGUGUGUCUGUUUGUGUAUAAUUCUUCUAUUUAUUUUAAUAUUUUUGUAUUUUGAACUUUUUCCUUUUUUUAAUAAUUUUUAAUUGACCUCAUUCUCUGUGAUUUUAAUUAUAUCAUGUUUUAUUUUAUGUUAAAGACGAUUUUGAACCCUUUAAAAGUCAGUGGUAAACAGAUAUAAAUAGGCAUUCAGUACCAACUAUGAUCAAAUGUUCAAGCAAUAAAAUGUGCGUUCUGUGAUUGUUAAUAUACACCAAUAAUACUGAAAAAAAAAUGAAAAAUGCUGUAUUUUUAAAGGAAUUUAAGUUAAACCAGUUUAAAGAAACAGGCAAACAAUCUGUUGAGAAAUUAUUUGUAAUAAUGAAUGAAUGUUUUCAGUACAUCAGUGGUACCAGCAUUCAUAUUAUAUGGCUUAAUUGAAAUAUCCAUGUAGAUUAAUUAUUUUACAAAAAAGAUUGAUUCACAUGGCCUCAUGAUAAGGGAUUAUAGCAAAUACACACUCAAUAUUCUCAGUGUAUCUUAUGUUUGUAUGUAAAGUAUGUAUCAGAUAUAAUCCCUUUUAAUGAGUGUUUUCACUUAAAAAUUAUUUAUGUAAACAGUCUAUAAUCAUUUGUUUCCAACACUAACUAAACCUCAUCAUCACUCAUUAAUGAUCAGUCCUUUAGCAUUUUUGGUCCCUGCUACAGAUUAAUGCUGGACAUUAGAUGUGUUUCCACUCUUAUUCAUCUAGCUAAUUGUACUGUAUCAUGCUGCUUGGUGGGUGGAGCUCUGGGGCUUUACACACUAAACUAAAUGUUGAACAAAUUCAUUAGGUACUGUGAUAUGCAGAAAAUAAAACCACUGUGAGAUCAUUUGUGAGGAAAUUAAUCACUGUCUCAGUAACAUACAAUGUCUGAAAAUCAUCCUGAAGAGUAAUUACAUACAUUUGUACAUAAUUAUGCAUAAAUAGCUAAACAACAUACAGCGCAUGAUGAUUCAUUGUAUAGCACAGCUUAAUACUGUGCAUGUGUAAUGUUUGAAGAAAAUUCAAACCAAAUGGUUUGUACUUGAACUUCAGAUCUUCAAGGCAAUAUAAGACAAUGUUCAUUUAAAAGGGAACUGACUCGAGAUGAUUUGAUUCUUUAUUUGCUCUAAAGUCUCAUCAGACAGAGCACAUUCUCUCUUUAUGUUCCAGGAUUGUUUUUGUUGGGAGUUUUUCCUCUCCACUUUACAUUAGUGACACUGUAUGAGACUGCUUUUAAUAGAAGUGCCUUUUUAAGGUUCUCUCCUUUCUCUCAGUUUAAAUCACAUUGUAACAGGUCAUCAAUAAAAGCCAUCAAAUAAACAACAUUGCAACCAGA